AUGGCUGCUUUGAAAAAGACUAAAAACUUAAAGAUGCUUAAUAUUCUUGCCAGUCGCUAUUCUCCGCAAGUGAACUCGUCAAGGAAUUUAAAUCUUCAAGAGUAUCAUAGUAAAGACUUGCUUAAGAAACACCAAGUAUCAAUACAAAACUUUCGAUUAAUAGAUUCUAGUUUGGACCCCAAAUUAUUGACAGACUUUAAAGCCGACGAAUAUGUUGUCAAGGCGCAAAUCCUGGCUGGUGGCCGCGGUAAAGGACACUUUGAUAAUGGGUUCAAAGGUGGUGUCCACUUGACCAAAGAUCCACAACAAAUAAUUUCCUUAGCUAAAAACAUGAUUGGCCACAAAUUAAUCACUAAACAAACUCCCAAGGAAGGUAUAUUGGUUGACAAGGUUAUGGUUGCUGAAAGUGUUAAUAUAAAAAGGGAAACUUAUUUGAGUAUAGUUAUGGAGAGAAGUUAUAAUGGGGCAGCACUGGUAGCCUCACCAGCUGGAGGAAUGGAUAUCGAAGCUGUGGCAGAGAAAACACCACAUUUAUUAAAGACUGUUCCAAUAGAUAUUCAUGAAGGUGUAACAGAUGCUAUGGCAAAGGAGCUAGCAGAAUUCUUGGAGUUCAAAGGUGCCAUGAUUAAUAAAUGUGCAGAUGAAAUCAAGAAAUUAUGGCAACUCUUUUUAAAGGUUGAUGCAACGCAAUUAGAGAUUAAUCCUCUAGUGGAAACAGAUGAUGGCCGUGUUGUUGCUGUUGAUGCGAAGAUAAACUUUGAUGACAAUGCCCAAUUUAGGCAACAAGAUAUAUUUGCUCUUGAUGAUGUAUCCGGUGUAGAUCCAAGAGAAAGAGAAGCAGCAUCACUCAACUUGACAUACAUUGAUAUGGAUGGAAGUAUAGGAUGCAUGGUUAACGGAGCCGGUUUGGCCAUGGCUACAAUGGACCUAAUUAUGUUGAGUGGUGGAAGACCAGCAAAUUUCCUUGAUCUCGGUGGUGGAGUGGGCCAGUCUCAAGUGUCGGCUGCUCUAAGAAUAUUAGAGUCUGAUCCAAAAGUAAAAGCGAUAUUUGUUAAUGUUUUUGCUGGUAUUGUAAAUUGUGCAACAGUAGCUAGCGGUAUUGUGGCCGCUUGUAAGGAAAACCCACCAAUACAUCCUCUUGUCAUAAGACUAGAAGGCACCAAUGCUGCCCAGGCCAAGACGAUUUUGGAACAAUCGGGACUUAAGUUUAAUAUUAUCAAUGACGCAGACGAAGCAGCAAAGAUGGCUGUUAAGUUAGCUAAGUAA
Leptosia nina is the source of this 1266-nucleotide messenger RNA. The record is from the annotation of a GenBank genome assembly. Lineage: Eukaryota; Metazoa; Arthropoda; Insecta; Lepidoptera; Pieridae.